CCACACUGAUUCAGUUUUUCACUUGCUAGCUAAAGCCAUAUGGUAGCUAGCUUAGAAUCCUUAUUCAAAGGUCAGCUCGGUCCAGAGAUAUUUGUGGGUGUCUUUGCUGGCAGAAUGGUUUGUGUUGAGCUGUGCACCGACAGCCGGGCUGAUGAAGUACGGCUUGGUUGUGUUGUCUGCCAGCUGUACCCCUGGUGAUCCGGAGAAUUCGGACAGAGUUGCUACCUCAGUAAGUUUCCUUACCUGGAUGUUGGAGCAUGCAUCAGUGAUGGAGUUCACCAUUGUUGUCAUGCUCACACUGACCUGCUCACUGUUACACUGCGGUCAAAAAGUCGUUAAAAGUUUAAAUUACGAGAAUAAUAUAAAAAAUGAGCUUGAACACGGUCAUUCAACAUAAGAAAGAAGCUAUAUUGCACAUAAACAGUAUUACACAGGAUGCCAUCGGCUGAUCAGCUCCAGGUAGAAACUGCUGUCUCUGCUCUGAUGCUCCUGUAUUGUUUGCCUCACAGCUGCAGUGUGAACAGAUUAUGAACGUGCUGUGACGAGUCUUUGAUAUUUACUGCUUUUCUGAGACGGCGAGAGCGGUGCGAUUCGUCGAGAGCGGGUAAAGACCACCCGAGUCUCAGUCUCAGCUGGAAAAUCACAUGGAGGCAGCAGCACAGGAUGCUCUCCAUAGAACAUGGAUAGGAGGAUGCCAGUCGCCCCCGGGGUCUGUCUGAGGGACAGAAGAUAAACACAUAUACCAGUCCGCAGUAGUAUCUGUGCUAGUUCUUUUAUUUUGAUAGUCCUUCUGUCUCGCUGGUUACCUGAUGUGUGUAUACUGUGUGAGUGUCCUUUGUCAUGUGGUACCUGUGUGGUUCCUGAAUUCAGGAUGACUUUUUUCUCCCUGCUGCUUUACCCGAGUUUUUAUGCAGUGACGUUUCAUCAUCAAAGCUGUUUCCUGAGUUCUAGUUCAGUCUGCAGAGUCAUGCAUUUUGGCUCGCAGGUGGUUUUCAUCCCUAAACCGUGUGAAAGAAAGAAAACAUUAUCCAGUACCACUUUUUACUGGGACCCCACAGGACAGGGCCCACUGUGGGUCCGAGUGUUGUUCAUGGUAAGCACUUUGUUAAUUGUGGAAAGGAGAAGGCACUUUGAUUUAACGAAGGAACGAAGGCUGUUUCAGUCUGACGGCCUAAUGAUUUAAAGCAGACGUUGAGAGAUCAGAGAUCAGAGGUCAAAGGUCAAAGGUUUCUCUUUUAUUCAGACUUGUCACGGCUGUCACAGGGUGGCAGGUAGGGCACACCUGUACAGGUCACAUUAGCUCAAAGCUAAAGUGAAGAGUUUGUGUUGGCGCCGUUUUCUGGAACCAGGUGUGUCAGGUGUUCCUCUGCCUGGUGCAUCUCACACAGCUGGAGCUCCAGCAAAAAGAAGUCAGCCUUUGCAUCCACUUACAGCACCUGCCCCGUCCCCUCCUGACUCACCUGGUCGCCAUGGUAACAUCUCUCCCUCCACGUCACAAUGAAUCCGUCAGAGCGUGUCGGAGAAACCCGAGCAGGCGUGGAGGCUCGCAGUCACCCGAUCCGAACCGCUGCUGAAUGUUUGAUGGAGGCUGUCAGCAGGCACACCUGAGCAGGUAGAAGCUUCGAGCUGCAGGUCGAAGUAGGAACACCUGAGCAGGUAGCAACUGGGUCGGGACGCUGCAAGGCUUCGGCAGGCAGGUGAUGGUUUUAGGAUGUCUGACGGCAGGCAGCGCGCUCUGUCCACCUCUGGAGAGUCUCUGUAUCACAUCGUGGGGCUGGAGAAAGGCUGCAGCCAUGACGACAUCAAGAAGUCGUACAGGAAGCUGGCGCUGCGGUACCACCCCGAUAAGAACCCGGACAACCCGGAGGCAGCGGAGAAGUUCAAGGAGCUGAACAGCGCCCACGCCGUCCUGAGUGACCUCACCAAGAGAAACAUCUACGAUUCAUAUGGCUCGCUGGGACUCUACGUGGCCCAGCAGUUUGGAGAGGACAACGUCAACACAUACUUCAUGCUGUCCACCUGGUGGGCCAAGGGUCUGUUCGUGCUCUGUGGGAUCAUCACCGGCUUUUACUGCUGUUGCUGUCUCUGCUGCUGCUGCAACUGCUGCUGCGGCAAACUGAAGCCGCCACCCACAGGAGAGGGGGCGGAGCCAGACUACGCCUCCCCCGACGACCUGGAGGAGGAGAUCCGCAACGAACCCGAAAAUGACAUCGAGGCUCCGAUAGUCCACCAGCCGACGAAUGCCAGCGAGAAAACUCAGCUGAUUGGCGAUGGCCACCGCAGGUACGGGGACACCUACACAUGAAGACGGGAAAUGCAUCACUCCGUCUACGACCGCAAGCUGUAGCCCCACCGUGAAGCGCGGCAGCAGGAAAGCUCCUCCAGUUUAAAGCUUACUCUGAGUUUCUGUUUCUAUCUUCCUCCAAGGACAGGAAACCACCAAAGUCCUCCUGUGUGCAACUGUCUCUGUGUUUUAGUGUCCUGUGAGGAGACCAUCUUCAUCACCUGCUGUUCAGUUAUUAUUGUAGCUGAAGCAAUGCUGUGAUUGGUUGUUUUUGGGAAGAAGAGGUGGAGCUUCGGAUGUCACAUGAUGAUGUAAAUAAUGUUUCAGUUUGAAGUUUGUUUCUUUUAAUUUGUUGUCAUCUGUGAACUCAAAUAAACCUGAUGACACACCUGUGGUCAAGUCACCUGGAAGCUCCGCCCCUCUCUUUUUGUCCCGAUUGUGAAUGAGUUUUUUUUUUUUGAGGUUUAAACUGUUUGGACCACCGACAUAACACCAUAUUAGCAUCACACAGACUCAAACCCCUGCUAAUCAUUAACAUUCAGAUUCCUCGAGUUUCCCUCAUCAAACACUUGCUCCGCCUUCUUGGACGCUCUGUUAGUGCAGUGACCUCACAGCAGCCGUAUUGUUGGUGAUGUCAGUAAAAAGCAAAAGGCUCCAACAGCACAAACCCGGCCCACAGGCCUGGUUCAGGUGAAACUAGCAGCUACAGCUAUUUGUGUCACCAUCCACCUGUCAGUCACACAGGCCACGCCCCUAAUAAUGCAGGUAAGUUAUACUGGUGUUAUGGAGGGUAAAGUAUCUAUAGACCACAGCAGUGUUAGCUUCAAGCUGUUGAUUUUAACACAGGAGUCUAUGGGGACAGACUCAGUGCUGCCACCACUGAGUCUGGACGUCAGAGGAACUGCAGGUUUAUAGUGCAGGUGAAUGACUAAUGAGGUGUAACUCGGUACGUCUCUGUCAGCCUCCAUAUUUCUUCUUUGUUGGUUUCAGCCUUCAUAUUUCGUGUUGCACGCUAAACAAAACCUCCUGCUCGUCACUCAGACUCGUCUGAAGACCUCCGAUCGCUCUGUCCGCACAGCUGAUCAUUAAAAACCUGCCAGCAGGGGGAGUUGUGGCCUCUUCGGCUGCUCUACAGACUGUGGUGGACUGUCCCUUUAACCAGACCUGUUGUGCUUUAUCAUCUCCCCUCAUUUGUCUCCCUCCCCCUCUCAUGCGUCCCCCCUGACCUUUAACAUAUAAGGGCAUGUCUGCACGGUAAC
This is a messenger RNA of Haplochromis burtoni (Burton's mouthbrooder), 3543 nucleotides long. RefSeq names its product dnaJ homolog subfamily C member 5. The transcript is spliced from 5 exons. The coding region runs from base 1712 to 2305 and encodes 197 amino acids. NCBI's taxonomy places the organism in Eukaryota, Metazoa, Chordata, Actinopteri, Cichliformes, Cichlidae. The record is from RefSeq and is a predicted model, not a curated record.